AUGAACGCAAGGGUGCUACGCGACAUUAAGGCGCGCAGGAUGGUCUUUGAAAAUGAAGUGACUCGGAGGGCGUACCUCUUUGUUGCCCGAAACCAAACUCUCCCUCCUGCUGUUAGAUAUCAGGCUCAGCUGCAGUUAAACAACUUUUCCAAAUAUACCAGGCCGAACACUGUCAAUAAUCGAUGUGUUGAGAGUGGUCGAGGAAGGGGAGUAAUGAGCAAAUUUGGGCUUUGUCGGUACCAGUUUAGGCUGAAGGCUCUAGCAGGAGACAUACCUGGCGUAAAGAAGGCAUCCUGGUGACCAUGCCUAUCCUCUGAAUAAUCUCUUCUGUUUUCUGUAUCCAAUAUAUACCUGCAACGAACUCUAUCUUAAUAGACAAAGUUUGAGAGCCCCAUCGCCAAGCUGCC
This is a messenger RNA of Cantharellus anzutake, 407 nucleotides long. RefSeq lists its product as uncharacterized. The record is from RefSeq and is a predicted model, not a curated record. The coding region runs from base 1 to 300 and encodes 99 amino acids. The transcript is spliced from 3 exons. Gene Ontology annotation, biological process: translation. Gene Ontology annotation, cellular component: mitochondrial small ribosomal subunit; ribosome. Gene Ontology annotation, molecular function: structural constituent of ribosome. Lineage: Eukaryota; Fungi; Basidiomycota; Agaricomycetes; Cantharellales; Hydnaceae.